AUGCCAUUUUUUGUUCGAGCGGCAACCCCAAGCGCGUCGUUAUUCUUCAAAGCACAUAUCUCAACCCAUCUCGUUCCCACAUAAGCACAUCAACCGCAAUGCGCCGCCCCAACCAUUCCCUAACGAUCAUAGUCGCAACACUCCUUCUCGGUCUCCCGGAACUGGACGCCGCGCCAUCACCCACCGACCCGUCUCUUCCCUUUGCUCCACCAUUACCAGCCGGGACCGGGCCGAACUUGCCACAGACGAGUUAUGCGCGCAUGAAGGGCUCGCUUGUGGCGGUGGAUGAUAAAGUGCUGAUUAUUGGGGGCGAUGCCGGGUCUGCGGAUGCCGGUGGCGAUCGGAAGGAUGGUGAGGAUCGCAGGAAAGCCGCAGAAGCGAUAACUACCGGCGUCACAACUAUGGACUACGCGUCGCUUCACAUGGCGGAGGUCGCAACGCCAAUACCUGAUCCCAACCGAAUGAACGCGACGGGUCAAACGUGUGAGUUUGACCGGCGCGGCGGGAGAGUGAUUUGCUUCGGCGGACUGACGGUGGCAGAUGGAUCCAGUACAAGUGCCUUCAUUCCGGGGCUCGGGCUAUUCGACCCGUCGCAGAUGCAAUGGCAGCCUCAACGUCUGACCACGAUACCACUUCGUCACGCCCAUGCAUCGACCUACCUCAACGAACACAUCUACGUCUUUGGCGGCGUGGGCGCGACAGGCUUUCAAUCCGAUUUCUGGUCAAUAGACCUCUCAGCAUCAGCAUCCGAGCCGUUCGCCGCCACGCAGUUGAGCUUCACGGGCUUGUUCGCGCGGCGACCUGCGGCGAGGGAAUCUUCUUGUCUCGCGUCAAUCUCCGAUAACCUACUGCUGUUACUGGGUGGGAGAGACAUGAGUGGGCAACCGCUGCCAGAUUCAUGGGUCUAUGAUGUCAAAAAGGAUAUAUGGACAGAAGCCACCGGGUGGUUUCGUGCCGCCGCUCCCGGUGCGAGGAGCGGCAUGUCGUGCGUCGGUGUAGGUGGAAAAGUGUACGUGUUUGGUGGGGAGAAUGCGGAAGGGAACUUGUUGGGUGAUCUGUGGGUGCUUGAUUCCCGGACGUGGAAGUGGGCAAGAGUUUGGGCUGUGAGCCCGGUCAAGCCAUCCGAUGCGACGACGACCGGGCCGGCGAUUGGUAUGCCCGUAGAGCGUCUGGCCGCCGCUGUGAACACAUCGGUGACCAAUUCGUCGACUAUUCUCUCCGCUACGGCCAGUGCUACAGCAAGCCCAUCUCCUCGUGCCAGCACGCCAUCACAAACGGUUGAACCCAGUGGUAUACCGAGCCCAUCUAUUGAUGCCACCACGCCUUCGCAAACCCUCGCAUCCAGUGCUCCACCAAGCCCAUCUCCGCAGGCUUCCGUCCCCUCACAAACGGUCGCAUCCAGUGCUACACCAAGCCCAUCACCUUAUGCGAUCAUCUCCUCUCAAACGAUUGCGCCCUCAGCUCGCUCUUACCAUUCUGCCACUGUCAUUGGCUCGUAUAUGGUCAUCACCGGCGGCGCAACAGCCUUCGGAAGCGCCAGAGCGAACUUCACAAAUUUACAGUCGUUGUUACUCACGGACCCUACGAUCUACAUCUACGAUACGGUGCAAGCAACAUGGGUCCCCGACGCAUCGUCUAUUUCAUUGGGCUUCGCGACCACCCAGUCCCUGUCGCUAUCCAGCAUCUUUAGGAAGCAUAGAACGGCGUUUCUCGCGGUCUCUGCAUCCCUAGCAGGCCUGCUGUGCUUCGCAAUUAUCGGCGUAUGUUGGUGCUUGUGGAAAAGAGGACAGGACUCUGACAGCAAAAGUGAGAAAAAACGAGCGGACCAAUCUAGGGACCACAAGAAGCCCACGACGCUGCAUAACGUGAUACGGCUCUCGGAUAUCUGGCCGAUGCACGUCAGUCCCAACGGAAAGGAAGCCCGCAGUGUGGCCGAGAGCGUUGUGAAUCAUCCAGGUGGUCUGUUGAGAUUAUCGACAUGCUCGGAAGAUGAGCUGCUCAUGCUGUAUAAGUAUCGCAGUAUGUCCACGGAGGAAGGCGCCAUGUCGAGCGACGGCUCCACCAUCCACACGUUUCAACGGAACCAGAACUACGGCGUGGAUGCUCAACAUGGGCUUGUACGCUACUCGUAUCCGUACCCGGUCAUGAGGACGAGCGAGGACGCAAACACGGAUGCGCAAUACCACCAUGAUCCAAACCGACUCAGCAUGGCCUCUGUCUACACAGCGUGUCCGGAACCAGAUUCUGCAGAUGGCUCCCACGACCAAUCCCAAUCGCCAUCUGCAAACCCGGCAGACCCAGCACAUACCCCAACUCCACCACCGACGGCUCCACCUCGCUCCAUCUCCCAUCACACCGCCUCCCUAAGAACUCCACCGCAAGAACCACCGCCACGCACGACCAUCCCACCGCCGGUCGAGAAGGAUACACUGCCGUUUGUGCACCCGCCCGUGCCGAUGCCCGCCGCCGCGGCUCAGAUCUCACCCACAUCGCGCUUUGGAGUGCCGAAAGGCCCUGACACGCAGGGAGUUCAGAGUGCUGCUUUGCUUGAGGAUAAGAGAUUGACGCUAGGGGCGCUCUUUGGAACGCUGGAGAGGAAAGGAUGACGAAGAAGUUUCUGUAUAUAUGGAGGCACGGAGAGGAGUCGCGCUGGCGCGAGCUUCCCUCUGAUCUCUCAACGACGUUGUAAUCUUGGCCUUAUGGACGAAUCUGCAUGUCAUCAUGGAAAUACUACCAUGCGGCAUCGGAACACCGGCGUGAGCUAUGCUCUUCUCAAGGUGUAUUGCAUCUUUUAUCUCACUGGCCGACGUAUUGGCCGCUUUUAUGUAUGUAUCUUUUGCCCGGGGUGUUAGCAGGCUUGUAGAUUGUUUGUGUGUAUAUGCAAAUGUACGUGUGAUAUAUGUACGUAGUAGAAAAAGCAUGUGUAUGCCGUAUCGUACUGUACGUCUGAAGAC
Messenger RNA from Fimicolochytrium jonesii, 2954 nucleotides. RefSeq lists its product as uncharacterized. The record is from RefSeq and is a predicted model, not a curated record. Bases 99 to 2606 code for a protein of 835 amino acids. Lineage: Eukaryota; Fungi; Chytridiomycota; Chytridiomycetes; Spizellomycetales; Powellomycetaceae. The transcript has 3 exons. Gene Ontology annotation, molecular function: protein binding.